Molecule: messenger RNA, 966 nt
Organism: Aspergillus tanneri
Lineage: Eukaryota; Fungi; Ascomycota; Eurotiomycetes; Eurotiales; Aspergillaceae
Product: putative cAMP receptor-like protein
Exons: 4
Coding region: 1-966 (321 amino acids)
Biological process (GO): cell surface receptor signaling pathway; adenylate cyclase-activating G protein-coupled receptor signaling pathway
Cellular component (GO): plasma membrane
Molecular function (GO): G protein-coupled receptor activity
Source: RefSeq, a predicted model, not a curated record
AUGUCGCCGUCAGAAAACCAGUUAUUCGCCAUUUCCACAACGGAACGAGUAUGUUCGGCUAUCUCUCUGGCGGCAACUGCUAUAGUUGUCGUUUCGUUCAUCUGCUCGAGUGCAUUUCGCAAGCCCAUCAACCGGCUGGUAUUCUAUGCUUCCUGGGGUAACAUAAUGGCCAAUCUGGCGACCGUUAUCUCCCAAUCUGGAAUCCGUGCAGGACUAGACAGCCCCCUGUGCCAAUUCCAGGCAUUUUUGAUGCAAUGGUUUAUGCCAGCUGACGCUCUAUGGACGCUUGCUAUGGCAUGCAACGUCUACCUGACAUUCUUCCGAAAGUAUGACUCGGAACAACUGCGACGACUAGAGUGGAAAUACUUACUUUUCUGCUAUGGGUUGCCGUUCGUCCCAGCCUUCACGUAUUUUUUUAUCCGAACCAAGGCCCGAGGGAGGGUCUACGGUUCCGCCCUAAUCUGGUGCUGGGUUGCCCCCUCUUGGGACUUUCUGCGAAUUGCAGUGUUCUACGGCCCGGUCUGGUUCGUCAUCUUCCUGACUUUUGCCAUAUAUGCACGCACAGGGGGUGUGAUCUACCAGAAACGACGACAGCUUCGUCGGGCCGGGAGUCUUGGUUCUGAGAAUCUGAAGCCCAGCUUCUCAAAGACGACGGAGGUUAGCAUCACGAGCGAGGUAUCAAGCCCAAACGAAUGCUACCGACCAACUGGUCAAAUUUUUAGCCCAAUAACUUCGAACCAUCCUCACUUAUUCAUUAACCCAUACUCAGUGACGAUUGAAGGAGGGCCUAGCGGCGCCAUUGCCCUAAAGACAGUGAAAAACGACCCUCCAAAUCCACACUUGCAGCGUCGUAUAAUGGCGGCAGAGGCAAACUCGGCGGCUUGGGCCUACACCAAAUAUGCAAUGCUGUUCUUUGUUGCCUUAAUUAUCACCUGGAUGUUUAUGCUAGGUUCCGUCGACAAUUAA